AUGAUGACGAACCCAGCGGAAAUCAUGGAAAGCGUUCAGAAGGAGCAACUGAAUCCCAUGUCAACCCCCUCUGUCAACUUCCUCGAAGCACUUCCCGAUGUCGUCUUCUAUGCGGUGAUGGAGAAAUUUAUUCUUCAAAACAUUCAAUUGCGGUCGAUCGAUCAAAACAUGUUCUGUCGUUCUCCUCCAACAACUUCAAAUAUAAAUGAGAACAACACGCGCCACAAUGCCACAAUAGUCGCAGCAGAAGAAAGCAGCGGUUUGCCGUUGUGGGCGAUUCUGCCUUUUGUCGUGCUUGCCUUUCUCGCAGUUGUUUGCUUCGUUAUCCUUCUCAUUGCCACUAGGAUCAGAGGUUUCGCCAGUGUUCGCUUUUUCAGAAAAACAGCACAUGAGCUCGAAAAUGGAUUGUCUGAAGGUAGAAGCACCACAAGACUCAAGGCAGGAGGCAAAAAACGAGAGCCCUCAGGAAGCAGAGCAAGCAAACAAUCAUCACAAAAGAUUCAUCUCGGCUUUUCUACACAUAACCCACCUUCAGAUCGAACUUCUGCGACUCAGUCUAUUAUCGCCAACUUGAAAGUUAACACAUCCGAGUCUUUGAAAACCCGGGCAGAGCGUUGGGAAAAGGAGAAGAACAGUAAGGGAGUUGCGCAAUGCUUCGGUUUUCCACAUGGAUGGGAACAACUACAAAUGACAAGGCCUUAUCAACAAUUCGACCAGUCCAACAUCUAUGUCUACUGUGAUUGCUCAGAUUAUCGACAAAACACCGGAAUCGGAGCCUUUUACGGAAUCGGCCACCCACUCAAUUUCGGUCUAAAUAUUGGGACAACGCGGCACCCAUUUUUUGGCGAAUUAUUUGCUAUCAAUGCUGCUCUACAUUGUCUUUCACAAUGGGGUGGAUACAAAAAUGAAGAAGUCACGCUUCGCACCGACUGCCUCAAUGUAAUCAUUGCCUUGAGGAAUGUGAAAAAGAAUGAGAACGAGCCGUUGAUCGACGACGAAAAGACGUUGAAUGAUUUCAACGAAGAAGAAAAAAAAGAAGUGGACAACUUGUUUGAGCUUCUGCAGUCUUUUCGAAAGAUUACGAUUCAAUGGCUCCCAAGUCAUACCGGAGAUAUGGGGAACGACUAUGCUGAUGCACUUGCUUACUUUGGUAGAGUUGGUACUACGACCCAAUGGAAGUCAGUGUACGAUCACGAAAAGUACAAGCUCGCGGCAAAGUGGAACCAACCACAGCACGAAAUUACAUUUGGUCAUGGCAAAACGGACUCGAAGAAGCCAAAACUCAACUACCCUUACGAAGGAAAAAUUCACAAGUUUCUGGAGGACCUUCAGAUUGAGGAGAUAAAGCAGAUUAAUGAG
This is a messenger RNA of Mesorhabditis belari, 1359 nucleotides long. The record is from the annotation of a GenBank genome assembly. NCBI's taxonomy places the organism in Eukaryota, Metazoa, Nematoda, Chromadorea, Rhabditida, Rhabditidae.